Colletotrichum lupini is the source of this 1068-nucleotide messenger RNA. RefSeq lists its product as uncharacterized. The record is from RefSeq and is a predicted model, not a curated record. The transcript has 7 exons. Lineage: Eukaryota; Fungi; Ascomycota; Sordariomycetes; Glomerellales; Glomerellaceae. Bases 1 to 1068 code for a protein of 355 amino acids.
AUGCUCAUUAUUGAUUCCCGGUCAAUCCUAACCUCCGAUGCUGCCUCUCUUCAGUCGCGCGAUUACAAUGUUUUAAUGUUCCUCUUCUUGUUCCCGAGUCACGCCGGCCCUGCUUUUGAUGUUGUACAGCUUCACUUUCAAAUGGCCCCAGUCUUCCCAUUUGAUGUUCCUGUAUUGCUACCCAGCACCGACACAACGUUCCUGACGUCGUUUGUCCAACACCGACAGCUUGGCCGAGAGCCUACUAUCUGCCUUGCAUCGGUCAAGUCUCCUCACUAUGAAACGUCGUCUUUUCGGGUUGCCGCUUCCGACGGGGCCCUCAACUUACUCGCACUCGGGCAAUGCAAUUUUACAGAAUCCGUGCCACUGUACUCAAGUAUUCAUCUGUCUAACAAUCACCUAUCACCGUCCGAGGCCAAUGUGCCCUCAUCUGCGGCUCUUCCCAUUGGGUUCUACUUGCCCCUGUCAAUCCUUACUCUCGUCAACACCAUCAAGUGCAGCCGCCGAUCCUGCCACACACUUCUCGGGCUCUUCUACCACCCCCAUUGGGCUGCCAUGCACCUCUUGACAUUCGUGCCCUCCAAGCUUCGAAACAGUGCUUCCACCCGUGGUCUCGGUCAUGGCAGAUCGCCUUCCCGCCGCCCGGUGCUCCCGUCAAUCUGGCUGCUCAGAAAGCGACACGACAGUAGCGCACUGUUGAACUCAAACCGCUCCUUGGCUUUGACCCAGGGUCCCGCCUUGAAGCAAUCCCUCACCCCUCUACUCCGUAAGCGAUGGAUAGACACUUUUGUCCCUUGGCACUUGUUCGUCGCGCUUUUAGACCAUGAUAUCCUUACUGAGACCCAUCACCUCAUGCUAUCAGUCGAGGUCGCCUGGCUUAUGUCAAAAUCAAGCCAUACCCAGCCUCUUUGCUUUACGGCGUUGGUUCGGUGUACGGAUACUGUGGAGACGGAAGCUUCCCGCACUGCCCUAGGAGUGAUAUUAUCGAGGUUCACCGAGAUUCUCACCAUGAAAGAUAAUUUUGAGGCUGCGACGACAAUUAUUCGCAUAUCAGGUGCUACAGAUUAA